CUCAGGGAGGGUAUUCAGAAGCACGUUUGUUCUCACAGAGUCCGGACAGUGAGUAGUACCAGUGUGCCGGCAGCUAGAAGGUAGAGCCGCCCUCUCUGAUCGUAGCAUUCAUCCUACCGCAACAAAAGGACAUCACAUUGCACGGCCUGCGCUCUAGUGUAGCUGUCGGUUGCCGCGAAGUCGAUCACCGCAGGUAGCUGGAGCUCAGUUUGCAUCCGUACGGAGUCGCACUUUUCAUAGGGGUCCGGUGUACGGACAGGGCAGACGCAAGUCCUUCGCUUUGCGCAUGGGCGUGCAAGGGUCCCAGUCGUUGACGUUGUCGCAUCGGAAGGAUUAGUAAGACUGGCGAGACCAUUUUUACGUCAUGCGAGAUUUCUUGCAAUUAAUCAGCGGCAGGGGCGUCGGCCCUGCCCCGCCGUCAAAGACACAAUCCACUAGCGUCGAGGAGAGCAGCUACUCGAACGAAGCACUUCGCACUGGAGUCGAAAAAGUCGUUUUCUUUACGUUUUGUGCAUCAUCUAUGCUGGCACUGGCUGCGCUUGGACUGGGGAUAGGACAGUUUUCUACCGUUUGCGACGUCUCCAUGGCCAUAUGGAACCUUUGCAACGCUGGGAUCCUGUCCAUACUCAGUGUAGCCUCCGUGGCAGCAAUGUAUUAUGACCCACCUGUGUUUACUAUUAUUUCCAGACUUGUCACGAACGCCGACUUCGCCGAAGUUGCCCAACACGGAUCCCCAGCCCUAGUGAUCUUUUUCAGUCUUCUUCUGUUGCCACUCCUACUAUUGAUCUGGUGUAUGCAAGGUUACGUGGGUAUUCUCUUUUCCUUAACAUGCAAGAGCACUGCACCGCUUCUGUUCGCGGGUACAGUUGGGAAUAUCUGCCUAACGAUAGCGGCUGUUGCUGUGGGAGGAAUCUUGAUGACUCACUUUAUUGGGUUGUCGAGUGGAAAAAGUGUGUAUGAAGUCGUUGUCACGAACUUUGCUUGCGAUCCCUUGUAACCUUUGUAAACCGGGUACCCUUGUAGUCUAC
Toxoplasma gondii ME49 is the source of this 1028-nucleotide messenger RNA. RefSeq lists its product as hypothetical. The transcript is spliced from 7 exons. The record is from RefSeq and is a predicted model, not a curated record. NCBI's taxonomy places the organism in Eukaryota, Apicomplexa, Conoidasida, Eucoccidiorida, Sarcocystidae. Bases 365 to 997 code for a protein of 210 amino acids.